UCCCGGAAGUGCAUGGAAAGGGGAAUUAUUCCAUGGGCAAAUAUCCUUCCUGACUGCUGUCCUGCUGCAAAUUGAGCUAUUUUUAUUAAACAAGAGAGAAUUAUGCGGCUGGUUUCAAGGUUCACGUAUUACUAAUUUGAUUUGAUCACGAAUAUUAAACGAUCAGAUUGCUAAUGUAUUUCUUGUUGAAAAGCACUUGGUGAAAAGGUAGCAAAUAGAGAAUCGUAAGGACACCUGUAGCACAGGAGCGCAGAGCAGCUGUCAAUCAUAUGAUCAUACCGCAGUGACGGCAGACACAGUCAAGCAGACAUGAGUUUCUUCGGCUUCGGACAGAGCGCCGAGAUCGACAUAGUUUUAAACGACGCCGAGACGAGAAAGAAAGCUGAGCACAAAACCGAAGAUGGCAAGAAGGACAAAUAUUUCCUUUUUUACGAUGGUGAAACUGUAAGUGGGAAAGUGAACGUCACCCUAAAGACUCCUGGAAAGAGACUUGAACAUUACGGGAUUAAAAUCGAGUUUGUCGGACAGAUUGAGCUGUAUUAUGAUAGAGGGAACCACCAUGAGUUUGUGUCUUUAGUGAAAGACCUCGCAAGACCUGGUGAGCUUUCACAGUCUCAGAGCUUUGACUUUGAGUUCACCCAUGUGGAAAAGCCCUAUGAAUCUUACACUGGCCAGAAUGUGAAACUAAGAUACUUUCUCCGGGCAACAGUCAGCAGAAGACUGAAUGAUAUCAUUAAAGAGAUGGAUAUUGUUGUGCAAACCCUGUGCACAUACCCAGAGCUGAACUCCUCCAUCAAAAUGGAAGUUGGAAUUGAAGAUUGUCUCCAUAUUGAGUUUGAAUACAACAAAUCCAAAUACCACCUGAGAGAUGUUAUAGUAGGGAAGAUUUACUUCCUUCUGGUGAGAAUAAAGAUUAAGCACAUGGAAAUUGAUAUAAUAAAAAGGGAAACGACUGGCACAGGUCCCAGCGUGUACCAUGAAAACGAUACCAUCGCUAAAUAUGAGAUCAUGGAUGGAGCACCUGUGAGAGGCGAGUCAAUUCCCAUCCGUUUGUUUCUUGCCGGAUAUGAGCUGACCCCCACCAUGAGGGACAUCAACAAGAAGUUCUCAGUGCGUUACUACCUGAACCUGGUCCUUAUAGAUGAAGAAGAGAGACGAUACUUCAAACAGCAGGAGAUCACACUCUGGAGGAAAGGAGAUAUUGUGAGGAAAAGUAUGUCCCAGCAGGCUGCCAUCGCCUCCCAGAGAUUUGAGGGAUCACACUGUGAAAAUAUGUCCGCGCAGGCCAAAGAGGACAGUAACUGAAGAUGUACGUUUCCAGCGCAGUUACUGUCGAUACAGUGUUUUAUAAGUAAAGUCUUGAAGGGAUCAACAUGAAAGUUGUUUCGGGAGAUAUUCAAUCAAAAUUGUACAAGUCAGUCCGACUACUCAGAGAUAUGUAUAGAUUACAACAUAUUUUUUUAUUUCUCUUUCCAAUUAUGCUUAAAGUCUCAUUACAAAAUAAUGACCUACAAACAAUGCCUAAAAAUAUGCCUAAAAUAUUUCCUGUGUAAAACACACCGUUUCCAUCGCAAUUGCAAACCAGAUUUAUACUUAAGUUGUCAAAUACAUUCCUCUUCUUAUGCUCUAAUAUUGCUUUAUUAUUGUGCACCGAGAACUCUAGCGUCUAUCUUUUGUCCUGUUUAAUGAGCCUGAAAUGAAAUCACUGAGAGAUUUAUUGUGAUUAUAAAUCUGGAAGUUCAUGUACUCUUAAUGGAGCUCUGCGCAGUAUUAUUCUGUAACGUAAGAUAUUAAUAUUGAAGGCUUUCAUUGAUACUAUAGCCUUUUACUAUUAAAGGGAACUGCAUGUAAAACUACUAACCCAUGCAGGGCACUGGCUGUCUUCUUUUUCAUCAAUAUUUUUUAUUAAUUUACACUUUUGAUUUAUUGUCUUGUAUUUUGUAUUGAAAAUAAGUGAAAGGCUUCAGUAUUCUUAAGAGUGGCCUUAAAUGCUGUGAUUGGACAGGCUGCCGUUGAUCCCUUUCGUGAUUGGACGUCACUCGUUACUUUUAAAGUGAUUUCCCAUUUUUUACAUGUGUAUGUCAUUGUAUGUUUGUUUAAUAGCUGUUCAGGGGAUGGGGUAUUAGCAACCAUGAAAACUUCUACAAAAGGCUCUUUUAAUUAGCCACGUUGUAAUAAACUUGACUAACUUCUGCA
Molecule: messenger RNA, 2196 nt
Organism: Triplophysa rosa
Lineage: Eukaryota; Metazoa; Chordata; Actinopteri; Cypriniformes; Nemacheilidae
Gene: vps26b
Product: VPS26, retromer complex component B
Exons: 6
Coding region: 310-1305 (331 amino acids)
Biological process (GO): retrograde transport, endosome to Golgi; intracellular protein transport
Cellular component (GO): retromer complex; endosome
Source: RefSeq, a predicted model, not a curated record